Messenger RNA from Maniola jurtina (meadow brown), 2514 nucleotides. It is a transcript of the gene Tim10, whose product is annotated as mitochondrial import inner membrane translocase subunit Tim10. The coding region runs from base 370 to 651 and encodes 93 amino acids. Lineage: Eukaryota; Metazoa; Arthropoda; Insecta; Lepidoptera; Nymphalidae. Gene Ontology annotation, biological process: protein insertion into mitochondrial inner membrane. Gene Ontology annotation, cellular component: mitochondrial inner membrane. The transcript is spliced from 4 exons. The record is from RefSeq and is a predicted model, not a curated record.
CCUCAAACUUAUAUGUCAAAAUCUUACACUCAAAAUAAAAAAGAUCACCGAUCAUCUGAUUUCUCUAUUAGAUAGGAUUAUGCCGCUUGGAAAGUUCGGAAAAAUAACACUCUCGUGGUAAUUAGUUACACAUCACCUCUUUUUCCAAUUCCAGAAAUAACAAUAGUCCAGUGGGUAGCUGUAACUAUAACUAGUCUGUCUCUGUUUGUGUUGGCCAAGAAAAACGUAGAUGGGCAUCGCGUGGAGAAUAUGAAAGCUCGUGAACGCAUGCGCAGAUCCAACCAGGGAGAGUACGAGGACUCAUAUAGGAAGUAGUGAGUGUGCAGUUGAACAGUAAAUUCAUACUAACGUAAGUGAUAACGCAGCAAAAUGGCCAUGCCACAAUUGGAUCCUGCAAAGUUGCAGCUAGUCCAGGAGCUAGAGAUUGAGAUGAUGUCCGACAUGUACAACAGACUCGUGAGCGCGUGCCACCGCAAGUGUAUCCCUGUCAAAUACCAUGAGGCUGAACUUGGUAAAGGCGAAUCAGUCUGCCUAGACCGCUGCGUAGCCAAGUACCUAGAUGUCCAUGAGCGAAUAGGAAAGAAACUAUCCAAUAUGUCGCAAGGCGAGGCAGAGGAUUUGACAAAGAUUAACCUGCAAGAAAAGAAAUAGUAGACGCGUGGUAACUUGCCAUGAAUUGUUAAUUUAUUGUUAUAAAACAUAACUUCAGUCAAAACCAAUUUGCAAUAAUGGUUCGGCCCCACUAUAUAGAUUUAAUAUAAGCGUGGAUAUUUUUUUUUAAAUCCUGCGGGAACUGUUUUUAUAUAUAUACUGGUAUAUCUAAUAUACCACAUAGUGUUGUGUAGUGGAGCCAUACCAUAAGUAGGUACCUACAAUAAAGAAGGAAGCCAUUCUCAUUGAUUAUAUUAAAAAAAUUACUAUGCAAAUAGGGUAGUUUGCGAUUUUAGUGUUGAUUAUUAUUUAAUACAAUUUUUUUUAAACUAACUGAAAAAAGAAUAAUGGGUUAGACUUUAUGAUCUUAUAAACGGUGUAAUUUUAAAAGCUAAUAAAUUCACUAGUGGCAGGCUAAUUGUUUAUAUUAAACGACCACUUGUGGCAGUCUAGACACUUCCUAUUUUAAAUGAAAGCGUGAAGUAGGGAGUGAUAAUAUCUUGCCAUCUCGCUCGCUCCUACUGAUCCACGGCUUACGCCAUGGCUCGUGCAUCCCUUUUGUCAUUUACCAUUCUCAUUCUGAAAGACUGAUGAUGAUCAAGAUGACAAAAGGACUUCGCUGUGUUGGUGUUAGCUGACGGGCGUGUUUUGCCUUUUUGGAGUGUUUUUUUUGUUAAAACUGACUGGAAAGCGCUCUAAGGGGGUGCCGUGCGUGUGUCGGUGAGCGCCGGCACAGACGGGGUCCAUACUUGUAUAGUUUAACUAACUUGUUACAAAUAAGUACAAACUUGACACUUGACUUGACAUUGGCUAAUCUUUGUAAAGCCAGAGGAGAGAUAAAAAAAAGAUGACAAAAUUCUAGGUUAUUUUCAAACAAUAAAAACAAUUCAUAGCAAGUUUAGACUAGUGCUUGUUGUUGACUUUUGCUUGAAUGUUUAUAAGUACAAUAAACGUGAACAAUGUUACAAUUAUUAUAAUUUCAAACUGAAUGUACUGUGUACAUUUAUUUUUGUAUCUGUUACACGUAGACGACCGCUUUUAGUCUGAGAUAGAUUUUUAUCUGGUGGUUUUUUAAAGGCUUAUUUGCGCGUUUUGUAUCUACAGAGUUCGAAAUACAUUUAUAGAAAUGGUAUAUGCUCUUUGAUAACGGGACAGUGUCACCGAAUUAUAGUUACAGAUACAGAUGUUUAAUAAAACACAUCUCUCCCAUCUAAAGCAAGGGAAAUUAAACAAUAACGCUACAGAAAUACGUGUGUUUUUUCAAUAACACACACUAAAUACUCCUUUACCAUUUCCAUACCGACUUCGAUUUCAAUUCUGUGGUUCCACCCUUCUCUACGUCUGAUAUUUUUAAGGAUUUUUUUGAAAAAUAACUUCGUUAAAGUACUUAUAAAAGUCCUGUUUUAUUUUAUUUUAUCGGUCGUUUGCGAUAGGCGUUACAAAAAAUUGUUUGCAAGUUAUGAACCAAAAUAAUAGGUUUUUUGUUGAAAUUUAUGCAUUUUUAGUUAGACUAGACUAUAUUGUUUUAAUUUAGUGUUGAUUAUAUUAGUAUAGACAAAUAAAACUAUGAAAACAAUAUUAUACUACAUUUAAUUUCAUAAAAAUACUAAUUUAAUAACUACUAAACUAAAUAGUUAGUGGGGUAACAACUAACAAUAGUAUUUAAGGACCCUAAAAAUUACUUUAAGCACCAUUUGACCCAAAAAUCAAGAAGUUUAACUUUAUAGUAAGUAGUAUUUGUAUAUUUGUAUUACAUAAUUGUGCAAAAAAAUUACAAUAUUAACAAUAAUAUUUGGGUCCCUAAAUCCUAACAUCUUGUCAUUUUGCGAACCUAUUUCUAAGAAGUGUUUGAGUUUAAAUUGC